UAAUGACUAACAGCAACGAAGAAGAAACGAUGAAUGCAUCGAAUUUAAAAUAUAAAAAACCAACGGAAAACAGUGAAAUUAUCGAUAAGGACAACGUCGAAGUUAAAUAUUUAUCGAAUUCUAAUGAACACGUGCGAGAAAUACAAAUUCUAACACCUGCGGAUUGUGUUCGAAAAAAGGAUACUCUGUUUUUAUAUUUCGUAGUUUUGACAGGUACAAUGUCUGUGAUAGUAGGUGCUGGAUCUUUCGUCUGGACAUCGCCAGUGGUACCAAAACUAAUAUCGAAUAACACCGACGAAAAUCCGAUUGGUAGACCUGCAACUACCACGGAAAUAUCUUUGAUAGCGGGGUUGCCGUUUUUAACUAUGAUAUUCGGUUCGUUUUUAUUAGGAAGUUUAUCCGAAAUGGUAGGGAGAAAACGAUGUUUACAAUUUAUAGGUUUAGGAAUGUUUGUAUCGGCCGUAAUUGUCGCUUUUAGUACAAACGUAAUAUUCAUAAUAAUAUUUAGAUGUGUAUUAUUCAUGUUUUAUAAUGGAGUUUUGACGGUUUAUCCAAUUUACUUGACGGAAAUAUGCGAGGAUCACAACAGGGCUAAAUACGGUUGUCUGAUGGGGGUAUUUCUACCUUUCGGUAAUCUGUACAGUUACAUUUUAGGUUCUUUUUUCAACGUCCGAUCUUAUUCGCUCUUAUUGGCCGCCCCUUUAGCUUAUUUUCUCGUAUUUUUCUUCUUCGCUCCGGAAUCUCCAGUGUAUUCUUCGAUAAAAGGACAUCGAGAAGAAAGUUUAAGGGCUUUGAAAAAAUUGAGAAAUAAUAAAACGCGCGACGAAAUAACCGAAGAUUACGACAAAAUUUCGAAUACUAUUAGAAAAAGAUCCGCCAAAAUGAGUAUAUUAGAAAUUUUGCGCGACGGAGACCUUAGGUACGGUAUGAUAUUAGCCCUCGGGCCUGUGUUGGUGCAAAAUUUAUCGGGGGUGACUAUAGUGAUGGCGUUUAUGGCGCCUAUUUUCAACGCCGCCGGUUUCUCUGGUAAUUACAUGUCUAUAAUUGUCGGCGCUAUAAAAGUAAUUACGAUCACUUGCACCUCUUUCGUCGUAGAAAAAACCGGCAGAAGAAAAAUGUUGUUUACCUCGGCCAUAGGUACCGGAUUUCCUCUAUUAAUCUUAGGAAUCUUUUUUUAUUUGCAAAAUAUCGAUUCUCCAUUGAUAAAACACGUGCAGUGGCUCCCUCUACCUUGCGUUAUAUGUAACGUCGUUAUGUACUCCGUAGGGCUCGGUCCGAUACCGAUGGCUAUUAUGAGCGAAUUAUUCGUACCGGAAGUAAGAUCGGUAGCAGUUUCGAUUGUAACGGCUUUGAUGGGUUUCUGUAUAUUCAUUACGACUACCAGCUACCCGUUCAUGGUCGAAAUUCUUGGGAUACAUUGGUGCGUUUGGAUGUAUAGCUGUGUAUGUUUUUUGGGCGCCGUUUUUAUUUAUUUCGUGAUUCCGGAAACGAAAGGGAAAAGUCUACUUCAAAUACAACAGUAUUUGAAAACCAGAAACUUUAAUCAAGACCUGCUCUAAUUCAAAAUUAAGCCUCAAGUUUCAGUUUUUCUUUGUUCUUUUUAUACGAAGAAGAAAUAUGUCAAUGUGUCAAUGGUUGCUAGAAUGACGUAUAGAUGGCUGUCUAUCCAAUAAAAUCAAUCCUGAGUUAAGAUAUAUCGUAAUAAUUUAUCAAUUACAAAAACUUCAUACUUUAUCAAACUCCUUUUUUUACACGUCAAUUUUUUUCAAUAAUGUAUUCUAUUUUUUUUUUUUUUUUAAUAAAUGUUUAUAAACCUGAAAA
Messenger RNA from Diorhabda sublineata, 1821 nucleotides. RefSeq names its product facilitated trehalose transporter Tret1-2 homolog. The transcript is spliced from 2 exons. The record is from RefSeq and is a predicted model, not a curated record. Bases 3 to 1559 code for a protein of 518 amino acids. Gene Ontology annotation, molecular function: transmembrane transporter activity. Gene Ontology annotation, cellular component: membrane. Gene Ontology annotation, biological process: transmembrane transport. NCBI's taxonomy places the organism in Eukaryota, Metazoa, Arthropoda, Insecta, Coleoptera, Chrysomelidae.